This is a messenger RNA of Clavispora lusitaniae ATCC 42720, 633 nucleotides long. RefSeq names its product cytochrome c oxidase subunit Va (gene COX5). The record is from RefSeq and is a predicted model, not a curated record. NCBI's taxonomy places the organism in Eukaryota, Fungi, Ascomycota, Pichiomycetes, Serinales, Metschnikowiaceae. Gene Ontology annotation, biological process: mitochondrial electron transport, cytochrome c to oxygen.
AUGGGUGCAAAAUUGGGCCACCCGAAGGUGUCGUCCCGGCACCAAAAAAGGGCCACCAAUAGGCGUGCACCAUUUUCCACAUCCAAGCACCCAAAGUGGCCUCAUACAUUUGUGCGCGGGAAAAAAUAUAUCCAUAGAAGGCGCUCAGAAAAAAAAAAAUACUUACCAUUGGAAACUCACAACAUGCUUCGCCAAUCCAUUGUCAGAGCAGUCCGUUUUAACUCUACCGUGGCCAAAGCUGCCCCAAAGCCUUUGUCGAACGCAUACGUCAACAAGUUGGAAACCAGAUGGGAGUCCUUGCCAAAACAAGACCAAACUGCCUUGAUAGAGGAAUUGAAGGCUAGAAUGGAGUUGCCAUGGCAAGAAUUGACCCCUGCCGAAAAGAAAGCCGCAUACUACAUUUCCUUCGGUGAAUGGGGUCCAAGAAAGCCUUUGUACGCUCCUGGCGACAAGUCUAAGAUUUUCUGGGGUACCGUCGCUGGUUUGGUUGCAGGUGUUGGUUUGUUCGCUGCCAUCAGAGCCAUGGCUCCAGCUCCACCAGUCUCUAUGAACAGGGAAUGGCAAGAGAAGUCGGACGAGUACUUGAAGUCCAAGAAUGCCAACCCUUUUACUGGCUACUCUCAAAUCCAGUAA